Molecule: messenger RNA, 5146 nt
Organism: Ostrinia furnacalis (Asian corn borer)
Lineage: Eukaryota; Metazoa; Arthropoda; Insecta; Lepidoptera; Crambidae
Exons: 2
Coding region: 75-2402 (775 amino acids)
Molecular function (GO): protein binding
Source: RefSeq, a predicted model, not a curated record
CAGCACACCAAUGCGUUCAUCGUGUACUGCCCAGGAAUGUUCCGCUCCGAGGAAAUGACCACCACCACAGCAAGAUGGCUCAUCGACAUUGGAAGAUAUGGAUGAGACUCGCACUCAUACCCUUCGCCCUGCUAUCCUCAUCCAUUGCGGACUUCACCACAGAAUGCCAAAGACCCUGCGACUGCCGAUGGCAAUCCGGCAAUAAAGCCGCCAUCUGCUCCAACUCCAGCCUAAAAGUCAUCCCUGCAAACCUCAGCAGCGACAUCCAAAUACUAGACCUCUCAAAUAACCAUCUAGAACAAUUACACCAAGAAGCCUUCAAAAAAGUCGGCCUCAGCAACCUCAAGAAACUCUUCCUCCGAGAGUGCAGUAUCGACACUGUCCACAAGCAAGCAUUCACAACUCUAGCCAUCAUGAUCGAGUUGGAUCUAUCGAAAAAUAAGAUCCGCUAUCUGCACCCGGACACGUUCAAAGGCACCGAGAAACUAAGAUUAAUAAACUUGAGCAAUAACUAUAUUGACAAGCUGGAAGACGGCAUAUUCCGCAAUUUGAAGUUCCUUCAGAAAGUAGAGGUGAGCAAUAACAGGAUAGUCAAGAUCGGGACGAGGGCGUUCGUCAAUUUGCCCCAGUUGAAGAUCCUGAGAUUCGACGGGAACAAUUUGAGUCACAUGAAGCCGGAAACUUUGAUGGCGCUGAGAAAUUUGUCGGGCUUGGAUUUACACAACAACCCGUGGCGGUGCGAUUGCAACCUGCAAACAUUUAGAGACUGGGUGAUCAGUCAUAACUUGUACACGCCGCCAACUUCGUGCGCCGAGCCUGCGACGGUGAGAGAGAAACUUUGGAACGAAUUAGACUCUUCGAACUUCGCUUGUCGGCCUACGAUACUCGAGCCCCUCCCGGACUCGACAGUCAAAAGUUACGAUGAAAACGUGACUCUGACUUGUAAAGUCGUCGGGAAUCCGACGCCCGAAGUCGUGUGGCGGUUCAGUGGGAAAACAAUUGAAACGCGCGCGUUCGGUGAGAUCAGAUACGUUAUGACAGAGAAUACUGUGGAUUUGAUUAGAUGGGUAAACUUGACUAUUCUACACGCUCGAUACAGCGAUAGAGGAAACUAUACAUGUGUAGCUGAAAACCCUGGAGGUAGAGAUGAGAAGACGCUCACCCUUGUUCUUUCUAAGUACUCAGGCGCUGGAACUAUAGCGGGGAUGGACGCCGACUCGUUUGCUAUACUAGUCGGCUGCUUGAUAGCGAUAGUGAUAAUUUUCGGGGCGACCCUAUUCGUUUGCUAUUAUACUACGCAGAAUAAUGAAAUUAAAAGACUGAUUAAGACCGACACGCGGUCGUCUAAUGGAGACGUGUUGAUAGAGGGGUCUGUGGCUUCUGAGAUAGACAAGGGGUUCAAGACCGAGGUGAACCCUAUCACGAAGCCUCCUAGGAAGUUUGAGCCUCCGCCGUCCUUAACGUGCAAAGCAACAGAGAUGUCAGAGCUCAACAAAACGUUGCUGGACAACGACUCCAUUUUAGCCUCUAAUGAAGAUACAAGCAGGCACGCUGAUAUAGAAAUGCCGAAGAUCUCGCAAGAAACUCUUCUCAUGGAUCACCUCACUCAAGAACACCAAGCGUAUCCUCCAGACCUCCUAUCGUUUCCAUUACGAGGAUCCACGCAAAUAUCUCCAGCAGGGGGCAGCACUUCAGGCCAGGAGAGAAUAGCUCACAGAAACCUUGACAGCCCGUUGAAAUCGCCAGGGUAUGGCGUCACAGCUAUUCCUUCUAUGUAUUCUAGAUUCCAGUCUCCAAAUUUCCAAGGAUCGACGCCGUUGAUCGGCUCGAAAGCUGGCUACGUGACUCUUCCUAGAAGACCAAAGGAGAACAUUCCAGAAAGCAGUUUGCGACCUCAAGUCUUCUCCACUUUGAAUGGCGUGGUUCCUUAUUAUGACCACUUAAACUCCAGACUAUUUUCUUACGGAGGACAUUACUACAGUUUGAACAAAAGCGAGAUGGAUUUAGGUCCGAUCAGUAAAAUGGGGUCUGGUUUCUUGGAUUCGGAAGAAAUCGAGCCAGCUCCAUCUCCUGCGCCUGGUACUCCUCAUGCUACCAUUCCAAGGAACAGCCUGAGUUCUCCGAACAUCCACAACCAAUUGCUGAUGCUGCAAGCUAUGUCUAUGGCCCAGGGUCGAGGGAAGAACUCUGAGACGAGGCCUCUGAAAGUCAUGCUCUCUGAAAGUGAAAGUCUCCUGAAGAAUCCAAGGGAUCUGCGAGUGGGGUACAGUGUGAACGUGGUCAGUGGUACUUUAGGUAGGACAAAAGUUCCCAAACCUCCUCCAAAACCUCGGAAGAGGAACUCUUGUGAAGUGAAAGAACCGUUCCUGUUAAACGCUGGUGAGAAUGCCACGCAAGUGUAGAUUUAAGCGUAUAAUAAUAUAAGGUGUGUUUUUGCUUGACUGUGUUCCAGCUUUAAUACCUAUUUACAUAUAAACCAGCACAUUAAAUACACACGAUAAUAAACCCGAUGUCCUUUGGGAUUUAAAGUUAAUGGCUUAGCUGGGACACAGUUUUGCUUAAAUACGUCUUAAGUUUUUGUAUCUUUUUAUAAGUUAUCUUCAAGUGAUAUUUACAAGGUAAUCAUAAUUGGCCAUUAUCAAUUUGCUUCAUUUAUGAUGUUUAUUUUAAUUUAAGAUUUAAUUCCUAAGAAAAAAGAUAAGAUAGAGAAGUUACAAAGGCAUUUGCAAACUGACUCAAUCAAAGGACAAUAGUACAUAAUAAUCCUAAAUACAAUUAUGUAGAGUAAGUACUUAGAUUCAGUCAGGUUUUAAACUCAAUUAAGUAAUUUAAACUUAGGAAGUGUCCUAAGUUUUAUGUCACCUAAUUUGAUUAUUUGACUCCUAUUCUUCCUAAAAAAAUAAAUUUUGUUGUUUUAUAUUGCAACAUAGGUCUGAAAUAGUACUGGUAUGUUGUUGCAAUUCAUGAAGACGAGUGAGCUUUACAUGUCUGGUGGCUCGCUACUGUCGUUUUUCAAAAGUUUUGAUAGACAUUACACUAUCGUUAUGUGCUUCUACACGUAUACACACAAGUAAAGCUCACUCGCCUUCGUGAGUUGCAAGAACUAUAAUACUUAUUAGAAAACCUACUACUACAUCUAAUUUUUAUAACAAACAACUAUACAUACAUAGUUGGGUAAAACUUUCCCCAAGCAUCCAGAAAUCAUAUAAAAUCACAGUUAUUUUAAUUUAUUUAAACUAAAUCAGAUGCAAAAUUACAAGUAAAAGAAAGACAAUUUAGUAUUCUUACUUUUAUAUUUAUUAAAAUACUGGGGAAAUUUUAUUAAAAUGUGUUAAUUUGAGUUUAAAGUUGUGCCUGGGUUAACUCAGUCGGUGCUUUGGUAAAUUGGUUUUGUUUGUAAUCCUAAUUACUACCGCCAAUUAAAAUUAAAAUUUAUUGCUUAGAUUUUUUUAUUAUGAGGACUUGUUUUGUAUGUUUUAUUAAUGCAUCAUAUUGUAAUGUUAUAUUUUAAUUUUAAAGAUUAUAUAAACGUGUUACUCCUUCAUGUAAGUACUACGUAUUAUUAUAAUUUUAACUAGUAGUUUUAUAAAUGGCUAGCGCAAAAGCCGAAUGAAAUUUAAUGUCCUCUCGACCAAAUUAUACUUAUGUCCGUUUUUUCACCAUCAAUCCCUUCUAAUUCCCCUUCUCCCUUCCAAUUUUUAAGUGACCCCUAUGAAAAAAAAUGCUAUUAAGUGUUACCAUAAGGGUCACUUAAAAUUAGGGAUUGAUGGUGAAAACGGGCAUUAGUCGAAGGUACUAUGUUCAAAUUCUUGAUCACAAUUGUUACUCCAAUUCUAGAUUUAACCUGAUCGAGGUAACUGCGCACUUCGUUGGAAUGCGACUCUCCCUCGCACUUACCCGCUCACCUCCCCGCCUUCGCCCCGUUCGUACUAGGCUUGUUCUUACUCGGACACUGAACGGAUCGCUCCGAACUAGUACAAUCGGUCAAAUGAACUAGUUCGGUCUUCUAGUACUAUUAGUUCAUUUUAGUACACUGAUUCUAUUAGGUAGAUCGAACGAAAAAAGUCUUUAUUUCUAUGUGUUUAUGGUCCAAUAUCGAAAAAUACUCGCAACACAAUUACAGAGCCUUACCCAUCUCACUCGCGCUCACAUGUCACUAAUCUCACGUCUCAUUCUAGCACUCCUACUUAGUUCAUUUAGUACCGAUUUUUUUAAUCAGAUCGGACGAAAAACGUCUUUAUUACUAUCACCUUAUAGUAGAAUGUCGCAAAAUACUCGCAAUACACUUACAGAGCCGAAUCCAUCUCGCUCCCGCGCGCUUGUAACCAAUUUCACGUCUCGUUCACACCUAUUCAUUCGUGAUCAGCUGUACUAAAGUGAACUAAAAGACCGAUUUGAACGACCAAUACGGAAUAGUUCGUUCUCGUUCACAUCUUUAUGUGUAAGUACAUGUACUACACAAGCCUAGUCCGUACCAGAGCGUCGAUGUGACGUCACUGUCGCCAAGUGCGAAGUUAACUCGACUGUGUUAUAUAAUAACCAGAAUUUGUUUUGUGACCCUAUUUAUUAAGAAACUCACUCCAAUGAUUAUUAAGUUUUAUGAUGUCUACUUAUUUGUUAAUUAUAUUUAUAUGAUAUUUUUUGUAUAACCUACGAGUAUGCGCCUAAAAUGGAGGAAAAGAUUUCAAUAUCUGUCUUUUUAUGUUCGUUGGAAAAUGAAAAUACUUAUUGUAAAUUAUAAUAAUAGAACUCAAAUAUUGGUGCUUAUACGAAUAAUAACUAAAUUGCAUUGGUUAUACUCUUCCAAGCUUUCUUUCAUACAAUCAAUAAAUAGGGAAAUAGAUGUAUAUAAUUAGUUGAUUUGUAUAAAUUAUAUAGUUAAAAGAUUUAUUGGAUCGACAGUAGAAAAGAAAUAGUGGAAUUUUACAUUUUCAUUGAAGACAAUGGCUCUAUAAUAUAAAUUAAAUAUUAUAUAAAAUGUAUAAAUGUAAAUAUUAGGUAAACAAAUUAUGUAUAUGAGAAUAAUAAUUAAAUUAUAUUAUUAAUAAAAUAUGGUCAAGUAAAGAGAGAAUGCUAGAUGGACCAAAUCGGGGUGAAUGAAUUGUGUAUAUUAAAAGGUGUAAUUAAUAAAUACAAUUUGAAAUUU